CCGGUACUCAAUAGGCUACUCUCCCCUAAAUUUAAUCAAAUUACGUACAUAACUAAUUGCAGACACAGAAUGUUGUGCUAAAAUAUAAUUUUAAAGUUACAUUUAAGUUAAACAUUUAGUAAAUAUGGCAGUGAUAACGUCAAGCUGGUACACAGAUUUAUUAACUUUAACCACUGGCCUGUUAACAAUCUUAUAUUUCUACUUAACGUCGACGUACGAUUAUUGGAAAAAACGAAAGGUUCCAUAUGACCCACCGGUAUUAUUAUUCGGAAAUUUUUAUAAUGCAUUCACAUUUAAACGGAAUAUAUCAUCAUAUUUUUACGACUUAUAUAGAAAAACAAAUGAAAAGUAUUUUGGAUUUUAUAUAUAUCGCCGACCGUAUUUAUUGUUACGUGAUCCAGAAUUAAUAAAACAUGUGUUGGUAAAAGAUUUCAAUAAUUUUGUACCUCGAACGAAUGCUGAUACAACAAAUAAAGAAGAUGUGCUUGGACGUGAUAACAUAUUCACAAUUAAAGAUCCACAUAAUUGGCGCUAUUUACGUGCAAAAUUUUCACCUUUCUUUUCAACUGGUAAAAUGCGUAACAUGUUCACACUAUUAGAUGGAUUUGGAGAAGACUUAAAUAAAUAUGUUAAAAAUCAUGUUAAUGAAACAAUUGAAGUAAAGGACGCUUGUCGAAAAUAUACAACGGAUGUUAUUGUAUCUACAGCUUUUGGAAUACAAGCCAAUUCAUUUUCCGAUGAAGAGGCCGAAUUUUCUGCAAUUUCCAAAAAGUUAUUUACAUUUACAUUACGACGUAGUGUGGAGUUAAUAUGUUUCUUUUUUGUUCCCGAAUUAGUAACAUUAUUUAAUUUUAAAUUGUUUAGUAGUUUUGGUACCGCAUUUUUACGAAAUGCUGUGUCACAAGCAAUUGAAGUACGUGAAAAAAAUAACAUUAACCGUCCCGAUUUAAUUGAUGCGUUAAUAAAAUUAAAAAAUACUGGAACAUUAGAAGAUUCACCUGAUUUAAAUGAUAAACAAGAUCAUAAUAAAGCUACAAUUAAAUUUGAAGGUGAUAUUUUAGCAGCACAAGCAGCUGUAUUUUUCACAGCUGGUUUUGAAACAACUUCAUCAGCCAUAUCUUUCACAUUAUACUUUUUAUCAUACAACCCAGAUAUUCAAAUUAGGCUACGUAAAGAGAUACAAACAGUAAUAGCCGAAAAUAGUGGAAAAUUUACAUACGAUAGUCUCGCAGAGAUGAAAUAUUUGGAUUUAUGCAUUAAAGAAACUUUACGAUUAUAUCCAUCACUUGGAUUUCUGGAUCGCGAAGCAAUGAGUACAUAUACAUUUCCAGGCACAGAUCUCACAAUUGAUAAAGGUACUCCAGUUAUAAUUUCUCUAACCGGGUUACAUAGAGAUCCACAAUAUUUUGAAAAUCCAGAAGUGUACGAUCCAGAACGAUUCAAUGAUGAAAAUAAAUCCAAAUUUCCUCCAUUUGCAUACAUACCAUUUGGAGAAGGUCCACGUAAUUGUGUUGGAGCACGCUUUGGAAUGGUGGCAACAAAAGUGGGAUUAGUUCAUAUUUUAAAAGAUUUUGAAGUAGUCACGUUUAAAACAGCACCAACAUUGGAAAUAGAUCCUAGAGGAUUUUUAACAUCACCUAAACAUGGAAUUAAUUUAAAUUUUGUAAAAGGAACUGUUUAUGUUUAAUAAAUUAAUAUUCCCAUAAAUGCGCUUUAG
Messenger RNA from Chrysoperla carnea, 1717 nucleotides. Its product is annotated as cytochrome P450 6k1-like. The transcript is spliced from 5 exons. The record is from RefSeq and is a predicted model, not a curated record. The coding region runs from base 125 to 1687 and encodes 520 amino acids. Gene Ontology annotation, molecular function: iron ion binding; oxidoreductase activity, acting on paired donors, with incorporation or reduction of molecular oxygen; heme binding. NCBI's taxonomy places the organism in Eukaryota, Metazoa, Arthropoda, Insecta, Neuroptera, Chrysopidae.